This is a messenger RNA of Pseudocercospora fijiensis CIRAD86, 894 nucleotides long. RefSeq lists its product as uncharacterized. The transcript is spliced from 2 exons. The record is from RefSeq and is a predicted model, not a curated record. Gene Ontology annotation, molecular function: iron ion binding; C-4 methylsterol oxidase activity. Gene Ontology annotation, biological process: ergosterol biosynthetic process. NCBI's taxonomy places the organism in Eukaryota, Fungi, Ascomycota, Dothideomycetes, Mycosphaerellales, Mycosphaerellaceae. The coding region runs from base 1 to 894 and encodes 297 amino acids.
AUGCUUCCACACACACAAAACCCCUACUGGCACGAAUUCGCCGAGAUCUCCAAAUACAACGGCGGCCUAAACUACUUCGAACGAUUAUGGGCCGCAUGGUAUGCCUUCAUGGGAAAUGACGUCCUCGCGACCGGAAUUAUGAGCUUUGUCAUGCACGAGGUGGUAUACUUCGGGCGUAGUCUGCCGUGGAUUAUCAUCGACCAGAUACCGGCCUUCAACAAGUACAAGAUCCAGGCCGAAAAGGUCCCAUCAGCCAAGGAGCAAUGGGACUGCGCCAUGCUUGUGCUGCUCGCCCACUUUACCGUCGAGCUCCCACAGAUCUGGCUCUUCCACCCAAUGGCUCAAUUCUUCGGCCUGCAGACCACCGUUCCAUUUCCCUCCAUCUGGACCAUGGCCUAUCAAAUCGUAGCCUUCUUCGUGUUCGAGGAUGCAUGGCACUACUGGAUGCAUCGCUCGAUGCACUGGGGACCAAUAUACAAAAAUAUCCACAAGAUACACCACCAGUACUCCGCGCCUUUCGGCCUCGCCGCUGAAUACGCAUCGCCUAUCGAAGUCAUGGUUCUCGGCUUCGGCACAGUUGGUGUCCCCAUCGUGUGGUGCGCCAUCUUCAAGAACCUCCAUGUCCUGACCAUGUACAUCUGGAUCGUCCUCCGCCUCUUCCAAGCAAUCGACGCACAUUCCGGAUACGACUUUCCAUGGAGUUUACACCGCUUCCUUCCCUUCUGGGCAGGCGCCCAGCACCACGACGUGCACCACGAAAAAUUCGUCGGCAACUACGCCAGCUCUUUCCGAUGGUGGGACUGGGUUCUCGACACCGAAGGCUUUCCAGAGGCCGUGAAGCGAAGACGCGACAGGAAGAUUGCGAAGCUAAAGGCGCAAGGCAAGGCCGAGUAG